UAUACAAGAGGACGUUUGCUAUUUUUCUUGACGUUCAGUUUUACGGUAUUAAGCGCACGUAUAAAUAAAAGCCGAAAGCCUGGGUCACGUGUAAUUUUGGACCGCUGGAGAAACAGUAGCGAGACAAACAGUGAGAGCGCACGCAUAUCCUAAUAGGCUAUCAAAUGAACUUACCUAGAAUCCUUAUUUUUCAAACCGCGCUUACUAUCUACAACUUUAUAUGAAUUAAACAACCAUUAUGGGAAGGAUGCAAACUUAUUUCUAAAAAGGUUAAUUUGGAAUACUUGGAGGCAUACAUUUAACAAGCACCAUGACACUCAUGUGACCACUUCCUUGCUUAGUCUCAGGCCCAUCUGAGCGUCAUAAGGAAAUUACAGUGCUAAAUCUUGCAUCAGUGAGGGGAAGACUUGAGAGAGGAGGACCAGUCAGCACAAAACAAACGCAACGAAAAGGGAGUUGUGGUCAUUGACGAGGACCCACUGUCUUUCUGAGGACAAACUGUUGGCUUUUCUCUGGAGCUGAACGGGGGUUGCUUUGGACUGCCUCUCUGACCAGCCAAGAGGAUUUAAGGUGGGAUGCUCUGUGUGUGGAAAGCUCGGCCCAAGUCCCAAGCGUCAAGGUGAACCCCUGCCGAGUGAAGUCAGCGCUGCCAGGCUGCAGCAAUGUACAUUGAGGAGAGUGGUCCUGCCACCACCUCAGUGACCUUGCGGCUGCUCUCACCAUGCUGAACGAUGCCUCCUCUGUCCUCUAUGUUGUGCUGGAGCUGCUGAUAGCCGUGCUGUCUGUGCUGGGCAACGUGCUGGUCUGCUGGGCCGUGUGCCUAAACAGCAACCUGCAGACCAUCACCAACUUCUUUGUGGUGUCUCUGGCGGUGGCAGACAUCGCCGUGGGAGUGCUGGGUAUCCCCUUCGCCAUUGUCAUCAGCACUGGCUUCUGCUCCAACUUCUACGGCUGCCUGUUUAUUGCCUGUUUUGUGCUGGUGCUCACCCAGAGCUCCAUCUUUAGCCUGCUGGCCAUUGCCAUAGACCGCUACAUCGCCAUCAAGAUACCUCUCAGGUACAAUAGCUUGGUGACAGGACAGCGUGCCAAGGGGAUCAUUGCCAUCUGUUGGGUGCUGUCCAUCAUCAUUGGCCUGACCCCAAUGUUGGGCUGGAAUAAGUUCACAGAGAAUCCCAACAAUACAUGCCCUCCAGGCCUGAUGGAGUGCUUGUUUGAGUCGGUGGUGGUCAUGGACUACAUGGUCUACUUUAACUUUUUCGCUUGUGUGCUGAUGCCUCUACUGCUCAUGCUGAUCAUCUACCUCCGGAUCUUCAUGGCGGCUCGGUAUCAACUGAAGCUCAUAGAGCUGAAGGCUGCCUACGGGGGGAAGUCCCACUCCACCCUGCAGAAGGAGGUCCAGGCGGCCAAGUCGCUGGCCAUCAUCGUGGGCCUGUUCGCUGUCUGCUGGCUGCCGCUGCACAUUAUCAACUGCUUCACCCUGUUCUGCCCUAAGUGCAAUCGUCCUCCCAUCUGGGUCAUGAACGUCGCCAUCAUCCUCUCCCAUGGCAACUCGGUGGUGAACCCAUUCAUCUACGCGUACCGCAUCCGGGAGUUCCGGCAAACCUUCCGGAGGAUCAUCCGGCAGCACGUCCUGGGACACCGGGAACAGUUUGAGAGCACCGGCAGCGCCCGCAACUCCACCCGCACCAGCGUCGGAAGCUCGUUGAGGGUCAAGGCCAACGACCUCAACUUUGACCUCUACACUGAGCACAGCAGCGGCAGCAGUACCUGUGAGGCCGCAGGGGUACCCUGUCAGAGCCAUUUCACAGCUACAGGGGGCAACUGCGGGUCUGACGCCCAAAAUCCCGGGGUAAACCUCAUGCCACAUCCUCUCAGACAGACAUACAGUCAUACCCUGCACUGCGGUGACCAGCAGCAGAUACAGUCUCCAAAAGGGCUGGAAGUGAUCGAGAUAAAAGACAGGCAGGAUAUCUCGCCUGUCCAGGUCCGACCACAGUCGUGUAAACAUAAAACCUGUUUCACCGAGUUAACUGAGGCAUCCUGAUGUAUAUAGAACAGCUAUAGUAUGAUGGAUAUAGAAUGGGCACAAAGAGCUAAAGAAUCAUCAUUCCCUGGACUUUGAAUUUACUCCGGAUGCUUAAAUAUUUUGGGUCCAAUGGGAUUAUGUUUACAAUGUUUAUUCAUUUGGUACAGUAUGGUAUGAGUGUGUGUAAAGCUUACAGUAUUUUACAAAAGUGAGUACA
Molecule: messenger RNA, 2243 nt
Organism: Esox lucius (northern pike)
Lineage: Eukaryota; Metazoa; Chordata; Actinopteri; Esociformes; Esocidae
Gene: adora2aa
Product: adenosine A2a receptor a
Exons: 3
Coding region: 722-2044 (440 amino acids)
Biological process (GO): G protein-coupled adenosine receptor signaling pathway; adenylate cyclase-activating G protein-coupled receptor signaling pathway
Cellular component (GO): membrane
Molecular function (GO): G protein-coupled adenosine receptor activity
Source: RefSeq, a predicted model, not a curated record